Messenger RNA from Brienomyrus brachyistius, 1892 nucleotides. It is a transcript of the gene anxa14, whose product is annotated as annexin A14. Bases 423 to 1583 code for a protein of 386 amino acids. Gene Ontology annotation, molecular function: calcium-dependent phospholipid binding; phospholipase inhibitor activity; calcium ion binding. The record is from RefSeq and is a predicted model, not a curated record. The transcript is spliced from 13 exons. Lineage: Eukaryota; Metazoa; Chordata; Actinopteri; Osteoglossiformes; Mormyridae. Gene Ontology annotation, cellular component: cytoplasm.
AAGUAGCAUACAAGACUGUACUACAACGGCUUAACACGGACACCUCAAGGAAAAACUCCUUUAUGAAAAAAUGGCCCUCAUUUAAAAUUAAAAUAAAUGUAUUUAAACAUUUAAAUUAAAAAUAAUUCACACGGUGGUGCGUCUUGUACAGAUUAGGCUAGUUACCAUAAGCAAGGACUGGCAUCAUAAUGUGGUACGAUAAAUAAGGUGAUCUUAAUUACCUGCUGGAUGUCAGUAGAUCGAUUACCGAGCACAUCUUAACUCUAAUUACAAAACACGCGCUUGUAACAUCAUGUUGCCAAGCAGAUGAGACUUGAUUUGAUCAGCAGACCUUAAUAAAUUAUCAAACCCGUUGCACACCGGAAACACCCGAGUAUUUAUCUGGGAUAAGAUGACUAGUGUUGCUCAAACAGGGCAAAGUCAUGCGGUACAUCCGCAAUCCCCCUCGGGCUCCCCAGGGACACACCCAGCCAGGCGUCCUCCCGGUACACAAGCGAUCUCCGCAAACAACUGUAACACCUCACUGGUUAUCACACACACUGAACCAGCACCAGGCAUCCAUUCAGGAUCCGCACCGAAAGGAUAUGGAGACUCCACUGAAGAUGGAGGACAGUCAGCCCCCAGCAAAGACUGAGAUGUGGUGGGGCACCUUGGGCACAGUCCGGCCUUUCCCUGACUUUAAUCCUCUGAAGGAUGCCCAAGAAGUCAAGACGGCUCUGGAGAAAAAAGAUGGGAACACCAUGGUGAGGAUCCUGACCAACCGCACCAAUGCACAGAGACAACUCAUCACUCGGGCCUACCACAGCCUCACAGGGAAGGACAUGAGCUUCACUCUGAAGAAAUGCUUGUCAGGGGCUCUGCAGGAGCUGAUGCUGGGCCUGAUGAUGACUCCCUCGCAGUUUGAUGCCCACCGCCUCCGGCAGGCCAUGGAGGGCCUGGGUACAGAUGAGGAGACCUUACUGGAGGUGCUGUGCACCAGAUCAGCAGAGCAGCUCAAAGACAUUACUGUCGCCUAUAAGCAGGAGUUUGAUCGAUACCUGGAGAAUGAUCUGAUCAGUGAGACCAGCAAAGACUUCACCACUCUGCUUCUGGCCAUUCUUACGAAACAGCGGGAGAACCAGCAGGGAGUAAUUGAUUAUGAACUCAUUGAUGGAGACAUCAACACGUUGACUGAUGCCUUCAGCAAUAAGAGAGUUGACAUGGCGUCUUGGAUCAAGGUGCUCACCACGCGAGAUGCAGAACAUCUUAACAGAGUGUUGUCCAAGUGGGAGCAGGUUCAGGGGGUCCUUGUGGAAAAAGUGAUACAAAAUCACUUCUCUGGGGAUCUGAAACUGGGGUUCUGCAUUCUAGUGCAGUCCAUCCAGAAUAGCCCUCGGUACCUGGCACAUCGUCUGUUGACCUCCAUGAAGAAGAGUUCUGUAGUACGGGGCGUUCUGGUGUCGCAUUGUGAGGAAGACCUGCUCAGCAUCAGGGUGGAGUUCCGUCGACUGGCUGGACUCUCCCUCUACUCAGCCCUGCAGAAAGAUUUCAAAGGAGAACUUCAGCAGGCCUUUCUAGCCUUGUGUGGGGCUGAAGACUUAUAGACUUCCUGAGAUGUAUUUGGUCCAUUUGAACUGGUUUAACUGGCUAGAAUCAGUUCCUCUAACAAACUCCUGUAUCUGCUGUGUAUAGGGGAAAGUCUGACCAACUCUGUGAACAUAAGCACAUGACACAGGUAGAGUGGACAUUGGUAAACUGGGAAAGCGUAAUAGAACACAGGAGCAGGAAGAUUAUAACUGUCCCAGUUUACCAUUUGUCCCACUCUACAUCGAAAUUGGAUAUUAUUUGGGGGUUCUGCCUCUUUUGGGGGUAGAGACAAAUUAAAACCUUUCAAUAAACAAAUAUGAAACAAA